AUGACUGGAAGCGACGAGAAAUCGGCUUGGACCGACUCCGUUGUGUCAACCCGCAAGAACUCGGAUGACUGGCAGCUUUCGAGAUCAAAUUCUCUUGUUCUAAGUCAUCUCGAUGUCAAAGUCGACACGCUCAAGGUGCCCGACCAUGACGCAAAUACCUACAGCAAAUCCGUCACGCCGGCUGUCGAGAGAGGAGAGAAACCAUUCGAGGACGAUCACGACAACCACAAAGGCCAUAGUGCUAUCGAUAUGUUCGAUCCGAACCGCCCCAAGAUGGCCUUCAAGCAGCGGCUACACCACUUCACCUGGGCCUGGUACACAUUCCCUAUGAGCACUGGCGGCCUGUCGCUCCUUAUCUUUGCCCAGCCGCACCAGUUCCCCGGGCUCAGGGAGAUUGGCAUGACUGUAUACAUCAUCAAUAUCCUUCUUUUCAUCGCUAUCUGCUCUACAAUGCUAUUGCGUUUCUUCUUCAACCCCGGAGAUAUGUCCAAGUCGCUUACUCAUGAGCGUGAGGGCUUCUUCUUCCCCACGUUCUUUCUAUCGGUAGCGACCCUUAUAACCAGCACCCAACGAUAUGCCAUCCCAGACAACAACGAGACACUGGCUUGGGCUAUCCAGAUGGCAUUUUGGGGAUAUGUCAUCAUGACCCUACUGCUUGCUGUUGGUCAAUAUAGCUACGUCUUCGCGGCGCAUAGCUUUGGCCUACAGACGAUGAUGCCAACGUGGAUUCUCCCUAUCUUUCCUAUCAUGCUCUCAGGUACCAUUGCUUCCGUUAUUGCCGAUACGCAGCCCGAGAUCGCGGCAGUCCCCAUCAUCGUGGCCGGCUUGACGUGCCAAGGUCUUGGGCUGUCUGUUGCUGUCCUUAUGUACUCCCACAUGGUCGGUCGCUUAAUGUCAGCUGGCCUCCCUAACCGCGAACACCGUCCCGGCCUGUUUAUGAAUGUUGGCCCGCCAUCGUUCACAGCGCUAGCCUUGAUUGGCAUGGCCAACGGGCUGCCUGACAGUCUUGACCCUGAUAUGGACGGCAUUAUCGUUGAUGCUGGCAUUAUUCGCACCAUGGCUUUGAUAUCCGGAAUCAGUCUCUGGGCACUUGCGGCCUGGUGGUGGGGUAUUGCCCUGAUAUCAGUUCUCCGAUCGCCUCCCGUCUAUUUUCAUCUCGGCUGGUGGGCCAUGGUCUUUCCUAACACUGGCUGGAUCCUCGCUACUAUUUCUAUUGGAAAUGCCCUUGGCAAUGAGCCAGUGAAGUGGGUGGCAACGGGUAUGAGUAUUGUACUUGGCAUUACUUACUUCUAUGUCCUCUACAACCAUGUCCGGGCGGUGAUAGUACAAGAUAUUAUGUACACUGGAAGGGACGAGGACUUCAACGACCACUAA
Molecule: messenger RNA, 1374 nt
Organism: Fusarium sp. VM40
Lineage: Eukaryota; Fungi; Ascomycota; Sordariomycetes; Hypocreales; Nectriaceae
Source: the annotation of a GenBank genome assembly